AUGCUAAGACAAUCCAUAAGACACGGUGUCUUCAGGAGCAGACUGCUCAAUAGAUACCUUUCCCAAGGCAAGUCUCAAGGCAAUACUCACGCCUCGAACGAGGAGGUCUCUCAUUUCAAUGCAUUGGCUUCGUCAUGGUGGGAUGUCGAUGGACCCCAGCGGAUUCUUCACAAGAUGAAUCUUGUCAGAAUGGACUUUGUGAACGAUAUGAUUCGUCUGCAUCUCAAGCUCAACCAGGGAAUCGAAGACCCGGAGGACCAGGUCUACAUGCCUCCAUUUAACGUCAACUUGCUUCCGAAGCCAGUGAGAGCUCGUAUACUACAAGAACAGGAAGCAAGACGAGACGAAAUGCUCAAUGCAAGAAGAUUGCGUGUUCUAGAUGUUGGAUGCGGAGGCGGCAUUUUCUCUGAGUCGUUUGCCAGACUUCCAUAUGUGGAGCUGGUGAAGGGCAUUGACCUAUCUCCAGAUGUGUUAACUGCGGCUAACUGGCACAAGAAGCUGGACCCUGUUUUAGAAGACAAGCUUUCUUACGAGCUCCAAGCUGUUGGCGACGACAGAGGAAAGUACGACGUUGUCACGGCGUUCGAGAUGUUGGAGCAUGUGCCUUACCCUGCUGAAGUACUCAACGAGCUUUUCCAAAGAGUCGAAGACGGUGGCUGGGUUUUCAUUUCCACCAUCAACAGAGACUUUGUCAGCUGGUUUACCACCAUUUUCGUGGCUGAGACUGCUUUUCGAAUCGUGCCAAAAGGAACUCAUACUUUAGAAAAGUACAUCAACGAGCAUGAGAUCAGGGAAUGGCUAGCACAGAGCGAACACGCCGAAAAGUUUAAGCAUGUCAAGAGUAAAGGCAGCGUGUUUGUACCAGCACUCGGAUGGACACUCACAGACUGCCCUGGUACAGGCAACUUCUUCAUGGCUUUCCAGAAAGUGCGUUAG
This is a messenger RNA of Candidozyma duobushaemuli, 936 nucleotides long. RefSeq names its product hexaprenyldihydroxybenzoate methyltransferase (gene COQ3). NCBI's taxonomy places the organism in Eukaryota, Fungi, Ascomycota, Pichiomycetes, Serinales, Metschnikowiaceae. Gene Ontology annotation, molecular function: 2-methoxy-6-polyprenyl-1,4-benzoquinol methyltransferase activity. Gene Ontology annotation, biological process: ubiquinone biosynthetic process. The transcript has a single exon. Bases 1 to 936 code for a protein of 311 amino acids. The record is from RefSeq and is a predicted model, not a curated record.